AUGUUUUUAAAUAUAAAAUUAAUAUUUAGUUUUGGUAUGAAGAAAUCUUCUCGUUUAAGCGUUUACUGUUCUAUAGGGAUUUCAACAAUUUAUGCAUUUUUUAUUCUUUGGCAAUGUUGGCAAAUAUGUAUUACAAUACCUAAAACCCAAGUUAUAUGUUCAAUUUCUGAUUGUUAUCAAAAGGAUGUUGGCCAAUUGUCUUUCCGUAAUUCUUUAAUUAUUAUUGGAUUUUCUACUUUAAAUUAUAUUUUAAUUUGGAUUUUAUUAAAAUAUCGUUCAGAUAAUACUUUGGCUAAUAAAAAAGGGGCAGAUUAUACUCAAAGGAUUUUUAAAUCUUUAAUGGUAAUUACAUCAAUGGUUGUUGCAGGGUGGAUGUUAAAUGCAGGCAGUCGUUUUAUCAUGCCUUUACUUUCACUUAAUCCUUUACAAACAUUUUAUUUUUCUUCGAUACUUGGAUGGAUAACAAAUUUUGUUAUGGCUUGUAAUGCUCCUGUAUUAUAUAAAUUUAGGUGA
Molecule: messenger RNA, 513 nt
Organism: Meloidogyne enterolobii
Lineage: Eukaryota; Metazoa; Nematoda; Chromadorea; Rhabditida; Meloidogynidae
Source: the annotation of a GenBank genome assembly